Dovyalis caffra is the source of this 798-nucleotide messenger RNA. The record is from the annotation of a GenBank genome assembly. Lineage: Eukaryota; Viridiplantae; Streptophyta; Magnoliopsida; Malpighiales; Salicaceae.
AUGGAGCUUCUUAGGACAGCAGUGGGGUACUUUGUUGAUAGGAAAUCAAGAAGUCAAAGUGAACCUCCCAUCCUUUCUCCAUAUGUUGGGGAUGUGCUCACAGAACUAAUUACUGAAUCCGCGGGAGACUCAUGGCCAGCUCCUGGAACAAGGUCAGGAAAGAAGGCAUCUCCGGAACCUCCGAGUUCUGAUGUUGACUAUGUCCCCCCAAGGCCUCACUUGAACUACUUUGCCUUAGCCUACCGAGUGAAACUUCCUCUUAGGACGAAUGAAAGAGUAGAGACUUGCCCGGUCUUCUUUCUCCGUUGUGAAAGGAAAGGGCGAUAUGCUAAUACUGGGGUGGAAGAUCUCGACGGAACUCAAUCCAACCACAAAAAAGAGUAUCCGAUUUUGAUUCAAAUCCUGAGUCGAUGGAUGGGAAGCAUGGGCCAAGACAAGGAGAAGCUCCGUACCCACCAAAGCAAACGAAAACGCUUGCUUGAGACCUUUUAUGCCUUGGGGUGGUGCCCAUUCUCUCUCUUAAGUGAUUCCACGUCAGAGCUUGAUCCGCUACCGAUCAGGAAGUGCGUUCGGCACUCAAAGCGCCAGGACAGAACAACAAGUGCGGAAUCCCAUCCUGCUGCAGGGAUUGGAAAUUGCGGAAUAUCAGGAUUUAGGCUCUUGCAAAGAAGGCAAUUCAUUCGUAGUAGGAUAUUGAAACCUCAAACCCUCUCUGUCAACAACAUCGAAAAGAUUAGGACGAAGGAGCUCGAGCUCUCUUCCAUAUUCAAUUCUCGGAAGAAGAUUCUCAGAAGCUGA